UCAAGUUCUCAGAUUGGCCUUCUCAAGCAGAUUCUUGAGGUCCUCCAGAACUCCACGAUCGCCAAGGAGAAAGCAAAGGAUCCGCUUUCUGAAUUUUGGGCAGACUACGAAACUAGGUCUGGCCAGUAUGACGAUGACAUGUUAAAGAGGUGUAAUCAAAGUUUGCAGAUAGUUCUGCUCUUCGUACGUGCAAUA
Messenger RNA from Suillus subaureus, 195 nucleotides. RefSeq lists its product as uncharacterized. The transcript has a single exon. Lineage: Eukaryota; Fungi; Basidiomycota; Agaricomycetes; Boletales; Suillaceae. The record is from RefSeq and is a predicted model, not a curated record. The annotation marks the transcript as partial.